Brassica rapa (field mustard) is the source of this 1349-nucleotide messenger RNA. RefSeq names its product peroxisomal membrane protein 13. Gene Ontology annotation, cellular component: peroxisomal importomer complex; peroxisomal membrane; peroxisome. The record is from RefSeq and is a predicted model, not a curated record. Gene Ontology annotation, biological process: protein import into peroxisome matrix, docking. NCBI's taxonomy places the organism in Eukaryota, Viridiplantae, Streptophyta, Magnoliopsida, Brassicales, Brassicaceae.
UCUUUAUCCUUUUUUGGGGCUUUAUUAUCUAUUUAAGUUAUUUCGAGGCUUUUUCGGUAAAGAUCGGAACUUUAGGGGCUUAAAAUAUGAUAAACCUAAAAAGAAGAAGAAAGCUCCCUCCUCUCUCUCUGCCUCUCUACGCUCUUGUGGUUGGCUGCGUCGGAGAGUUCUUGAAUCGUCUCGGUUAUGGCCACGUCUCAUCCAUCAGGUGGAAGACCUCCUAAACCUUGGGAACGAGCAGGAAACAACAACACGUCUGGUCCUCCUAAGCCUUUCAGGCCUCCUUCGAAUACCAGCACUGCUGAUUCAGUUGAGGCUUCUGGCACAGCUGAUAGGAAUCAUACACCUGCUAAUAUGAAUGCACUGAGUAGGCCUCUACCUAUUAGACCUCGGCAGCAGCAGCAGACCUAUGGCGGUUAUGGUUCAAACCUAGGUCUGAACCCUAGGUAUGGCUCGGGUGCAUAUGGUUCAGGUCCUUCAGGACUAGGUUAUGGUUCAAACGUAGGUCUGAACCCUAGGUAUGGUUCUUUAUAUGGGGGUGGAAUGUAUGGUGGUGGUAGCAUGUAUAGUAGAGGAGUGUAUGGUGGUGGUGGUCUCUAUAGAGGUUCAGGUAUGUAUGGUGGUUAUGGUAUGGGUAUGGGGAUGAGUCCUUAUGGUGGUCAAGAUUCAAACGACCCUAAUAAUCAACCUCCAUCUCCACCAGGCUUCUGGAUAUCUUUUCUCCGCGUGUUGCAAGGUGCUGUGAGUUUCUUUGGGCGUGUAGCGAUGCUGAUUGACCAGAACACACAGGCUUUUCAUAUGUUGAUGUCUGCUCUUCUUCAGCUAUGUGAUCGUGGUGGUAUGUUGUAUGGAGAAUUAGCGAGAUUUGUAUUGUGUUUGCUCGGGGUGAAAACAAAGCCUAGAAAGAUGCAGCAGCAGCAGCAGCCACAAGGGUCUAAUGGAGUCCCUUUACCACACCAGCCCCAUGGAAACCAGAACUGCGUCGAGGGGACUAAAGCCGCUGCACCAGGUGGUGGCGGUGGUUGGGACAAUCUAUGGGGUAACUAAGUUGUUGCUUCUUUCACGCCUCCAAAUCCUUUCAACACUGCUCUGAUAAUGAGUUUGUUACGAGCGGCCUCCAACCCGGAUUGAGUUUGUACCGACACUCUGAAUACUCCAAUAUAUAGAGCAUUUACCCAAAAAUUCAAUAUUUUCGUAAGCUUUAACACAUAAAUUUUGAAAAAAAAAUCAAAAUAUGAAAAUGCUGUUUUAAUGCAUAGUUGCAUCUUUCACUAACAUAUGAUGAAGGUCAAAGAGUUUUGGAACUUUUGUUGUCUUCGUUUCUCUAGAAAAUAGCGAUUUUAUAGUGG